Molecule: messenger RNA, 972 nt
Organism: Symbiodinium necroappetens
Lineage: Eukaryota; Dinophyceae; Suessiales; Symbiodiniaceae
Source: the annotation of a GenBank genome assembly
GUGCUGGUGUGGCCGCAGCCAGAUGAGGCGGCCCACAAGGAGGUGGACAUACUGCCCGAUGUUGGACAGGACGAGGUUCUAGAUGCGGGGGGCCUGAGCCGAAAGGCGACGAACCUCGAAGGUCAAGUGCAUGUCAUCAGGAACCCAUCAUCGAGACUCUCCGACAAGGAGGCCACGGAAAGGUCCUUAGCCGGUGCUUUGCUGGUGCCUUACGAGGAGAUACUGUUAGAAGGUACCUUCAAACGCUCUUUGGCAGUCCGGGGGACCAUGCCCAGACCUUCCCAGCCGGUGCCACGUGCCACUUACUUUUACAUAUCGCUGAGAGAAACCUGCCAAGCCGUGCGAGACGGAGACCUGCCUUUUCAUCCUCCGGUGGCCAGAGGUCCUGGCUCGAGUUGCUUGCUUCGUGCCAUCUCCUCAGAGCCAGGGCUUGUGUGGGUCCUUGCAGAGGAUUUGGUUCCGACUCAGGACUUUUCGCAUAGGUCAUGGAUGAAUACGGCGGAGUUGGAAGAUGUUUAUAAGGCAAAUUGUGCAAAGGUAACAAAUGCCACUCUUGAUUUCAGCGAAUUCCAGUGGAAAGUCAGCGACAAGCAGAACGAGAUCUGGAAGGGACGCAGUCAAACAGCCCUGAUGCUGUGCAGGGCGGCCAGGGCAAACCUCGAGAAGAACGAUGUCAAAACGGCUGCUGAGUUGGCCGUGCAAGCAUGGGGGCAACACAUUAUGAAUGGCACAGUCUGUUGCCCGCUGCCCCAUGCACCUUUCUGCCUGGACACGCGUGCAUCGGCCACGUCCUUCAUAGUCUAUGUACUUUUCGGCUGGAUGGUUGUGAUGUUUCUGGGCUCGCUCUUCGCGUCGAUAUUCUUACGGCCUCCCAAAGAGGAGGACAAGGCGCAUCGUUGCCCAAGUUCCGUCCUGCUCCCUGCAUGCCUGCAACCGUUCAGCCUACGAGCAGCGUGCGCUCACAAGGGAUGA